Lotus japonicus is the source of this 345-nucleotide messenger RNA. RefSeq lists its product as uncharacterized. The transcript has a single exon. Bases 1 to 345 code for a protein of 114 amino acids. NCBI's taxonomy places the organism in Eukaryota, Viridiplantae, Streptophyta, Magnoliopsida, Fabales, Fabaceae. The record is from RefSeq and is a predicted model, not a curated record.
AUGUUCAUUGGACCAUACCACAUCAUUGAGCGAGUCGGUAAGGUAGCUUAUCGUAUUGCGUUGCCACCUUUUCUUUCCAAGAUUCAUGACGUGCUACACAUGUCACAAUUGAGGAAGUACAUCCCUGAUCCCUUUCAUAUUAUCAAGGAAGACGAUAUGCAGAUUAGAGACAACUUGUCUUUUGAAGUGAUGCCAAUAAGGAUCGAAGAAUGUAGGAUCAAGCAGCUAAGGAACAAGCAGGUCCUUUUGGUGAAAGUAAUUUGGAAUCAAGUCACUGGCGAUGCCACUUGGGAACUAGAAGAGAAGAUCAAGGAGCGGUAUCCGGAACUCUUCGUUGAGGUUUAA